Raphanus sativus (radish) is the source of this 444-nucleotide messenger RNA. Its product is annotated as nuclear transport factor 2B. Gene Ontology annotation, cellular component: nuclear pore central transport channel. Gene Ontology annotation, biological process: nucleocytoplasmic transport. Bases 1 to 444 code for a protein of 147 amino acids. The record is from RefSeq and is a predicted model, not a curated record. Lineage: Eukaryota; Viridiplantae; Streptophyta; Magnoliopsida; Brassicales; Brassicaceae. The transcript is spliced from 2 exons.
AUGGCAGAGACAAAUAAAGGAAGAAGUGAAGAAGAAGUUGCAAGGGCCUUUGUGAAUCACUAUUACCAUCUCUUUGACAAUGAUCGAUCUUCUCUUUCCACUCUCUACAAUCCCACCUCGUUGCUUACUUUCGAGGGCCAAAAGAUCUACGGCGUGGAAGAUAUCUCCAAUAAGCUCAAACAACUUCCGUUCGAUCAGUGUCGUCAUUUGAUUAGCACCGUUGAUUCUCAGCCGUCUUCAAUGGCCGGUGGCUGUGGCGGAAUCCUUGUUUUUGUGAGUGGUAGCAUCCAGUUACACGGCGAGGAUCGUCCUCUUAGAUGCGACGGUGUUGGUGUAGGAUGCGAAGGUGCCGGUAACGGUGGGGUAGCAGAAAUAGCGGUGGAGGGAGUUGGCGGUGACGAUGGCAGUGUAAGGAGUUUAGGCGGUGGUGUAAAGAGGUCUUAG